This is a messenger RNA of Talaromyces atroroseus, 555 nucleotides long. RefSeq names its product heat shock protein. NCBI's taxonomy places the organism in Eukaryota, Fungi, Ascomycota, Eurotiomycetes, Eurotiales, Trichocomaceae. The record is from RefSeq and is a predicted model, not a curated record. The transcript has a single exon. Bases 1 to 555 code for a protein of 184 amino acids. Gene Ontology annotation, biological process: response to hydrogen peroxide; response to salt stress; protein complex oligomerization.
AUGGCUCUCUUUCCUCGUGCCGGUGACUUUGCUCCUCUAUUCCGUCUUCUAGACGACUACGACACCCACCGCUCCGGACGUAGCCACUCUUUCCAGUCCUCCAUGACCAGCUUCUCCCCGCGCUUCGACGUGCGCGAAUCCAAGGAGGCAUACCAUCUCGACGGCGAACUUCCCGGCAUCAGCCAGAAGGACAUUGAGCUCGAGUUCUCUGACCCUCAAACUCUGCACAUCAAAGGACGCGUUGUUCGCGAAUACAACUCCAACAACAGUGACAACGACGGUGCAUCCAGCCCCAAGCCCGCGACUGUUGAAGACGAGUCUCCAUCAGACAGCAACACCCAAGUCCAGAAGACUUCCGGCAAUCACGCCGUCUCCAAGCAAAACAACCACAAGUACUGGGUCAGCGAACGCUCCGUCGGAGAAUUCCACCGCUCCUUCAACUUCCCUACCAGGGUCGACCAAGAUGCAGUUAAGGCUAAUCUGAAGAACGGCAUCCUCUCCAUUUCCGUGCCCAAGGCUGCUCCACCAGUUAGCCGCAAGAUCACCAUUGAGUGA